AUUUUAUUUCCACUGCCAUGGUUGGUUGGUUUGGUCGAGUGUGUACGAGUCGUGAGAUUAGUGUGUGUAUAUGUAAGUGUCAUGGUGGAUAAAUUUUUUUCUCAAUUUUAUGUUUACCAGUUACUUUGCGGUACGAGUUCUAGAAUAUUAACAAUUAUCAACUAAUCAAAUUCGUCGAUCAGUUAAAAUUCAACGUAGACUUUAAAUCGGCCGGACGAUGACAACAAGGUCACAGUUAUGACAAACCUCGUCAGAGCAAGUUUUCGGAAUCGAUAUUUUUUCAAUUCGGUUUUCGGGUUAAGUUCGCCGAUUUAAUCUCGAAAAGAUCAACAAUGGCGGAGAGCAAAGUGUUCAUCCGAUGUCCGAGCUCGUCGAGCCCACCGCCGAAUUGCGCAAUCUGCCUGGGGAAUUUCUCCAACAAGUGCUUCUCGGAUUCCUGCAUGCACGAGUUCUGCUUCAAAUGCCUGCUACAAUGGUCGAAGAUCAAGCCGGAGUGUCCCCUUUGCAAGCAGCCCUUCACUAGAAUCAUUCACAAUGUGAAGAGCAACGAAGAGUACGAUGAACAUGUCGUGGAAAUAACGCCGCCCGAAGAGGUGCUCUUGAUCGACAACGAAGAAAAUUUGUUGUUUCUGCCUCGCGGCCAAUCCCAGCAAUCUACGAGACACCAUUUCCACUUCAGAACAACAUUUACCGUCGAUACAAAUGGAGAACACGCUAUACAACAAAUGCUGCUCACCCAUCCGCAUAUAUCGGUCAGUACGAGCGGUUUCGUGCCCCCCAUAAACGUUUAUCACAGACGACGGGUCAUCAGAGAGCGCGAAUCGACCACAAGCUUCAGACGGUCCAUUUACAUCAGACAUUUAUGGGCCAUUCCUAUACCGGACGUUACGGGGAGAUACCGGGACGUUUCACCUUCCUUCUUCAGGGUUUAUCCGGCGGCCCGGACGAGACUGGCCCCGUGGUUGAACAGAGAACUGAACGCGAUACUCUACGAAAACACCCAACUGGUAAUGCGACUGGUCGAUAUCAUAAUGGAGCAAUUGUUGCGAAAUCACGUACGAAGCAGGGCCUUCCACAAUUUGCUCUUCGAGUACCUCGACAGCGAGACGGAGCACUUUAUUCACGAAUUCUACAAUUUCAUGAGAUCUCCCUUCGAUAUGAUCGGCUACGAUCGACACGUAGUCUACUCGAUGAAUCCCCACACCGUCACCAUCGACGAUGGCUCUGAGAGCGGCAACGACAGCGACGUUAUAAUAGUGGGUAGCAGCAAUCCGCAGGAGCCGGUCGUUAUAGACCUGGUAGACUCGGAUUCCGAUGAUCCCAUCGUGGUGCCCGACGAUUCGCCCACGCCCCCGGCUUCGAUAGCCGUGCGAGACAACACGCCCGAACAAGAGGCCAGGGCGCCGGUGUUGCCGCUCAAGUUGCGCUUGAAGAACAAGAGGAGAUCCAGAGAGGAGGAGCGAGAGAAGCGGUACAGGAAGAAAUCGAAGAGGUAUCGGUCGAGUUCCAGUUCGAGCGAUAGCUCGUGGAAAUCAUCCGAAAGGCAUCGCAGGAAGAAGAAGCCGAAGAAAUCGAAAAAACGCCGUUCGUCGUCGACGGAUAGCGAUUCAUCGGAUUCCGGUAAGGACGUUCCGAAAUUGCGGGGAUCGGCGAGGAUUUUGAACCGUCACAAGUCUUCGAAAACCAACCAGGGUGCGAGUUCGAACGAAGUGGUAACGCGCUCUGCGGCCGACGAGGGCGCCGGUUGUUCCGGUUUGUUGCUGAACAUUGGGAAUUUCGAGGGGAGUUUGGCCGGCGUUCCGAUCGAUCCGGACCGUCCGAGCUGUUCGAGGUACUCGUGCACGCCGACUCCGCGGUUGGCGUUCGGCAGCCCGGCCAGUACGACAUCGUGGAACGAAUCGACGGACGACGAGUUCAACGAGGUGAAAGUUAAGAGUGAGGUUAAAGUGAAAACGGAGGGGGAGAGAAGUGCGAAGCCGAGCGAGAGGUUGAGGAAUAUAACGUUGAAGAAGGAGAAUUCGAGUAAUACUUGGUACACGUACCAUCCUGAUUACGAUUCGUCGUCGCCGGAGUAUUAGGAUUUUGAUUCUAGUUGUAAUUUACGAUGGUUUAGUCGGGAAGAGGAAAGUUCCGUACUGUGUUCUGAACGGUUCUGGAUUAUUUGUCGAAAUAUAAGUGAGCUUAGACAAUGGUUUUUGGCUUUUAAAUUAUGUUCGUUUUGUAGUGUGAUUAAACUAGCAUGUUUUUUUUUUUCACUACGAGUAAUUUUUCUAUUUUUAUUGUAAAUAAUGUAAACGUAAUUUAUUAUUUUAUGAUAGUUGUAAUUUAAAAAUCCGUGAGAGUAUCGAAUGAUGAUUCUAAAUUCGAUUUGUAAAAACCACUUGUAUAGCAAACAAGCAAAAUUUAUGAGAAUUGAAUUUUUUAUCCUAUCUAUUAAUGUAAGUACAUGAUUAUGGAAAAUAAACAAGUUCGUUAAAUUGUAAUCAUUUUUGUCACAUAUUCGAUGAUAGCAAUAUUAUCAAUGAUUAAUUGCAUCAUGAUCAGAUUUUUUGGAACAAGGAACUGUAAGAGUCAUCUUGGGAAAAUUUUAAUUAUUUUGGGACAUGACAGAUGUCAAAAGUCAAUGGACACUGUCAAUUGCCAUUAUUGCGCUUGACACCGUUUUGGAAGCAUUUUUGAACGAAAUGAAUUUAAGUGAA
Molecule: messenger RNA, 2699 nt
Organism: Phyllotreta striolata
Lineage: Eukaryota; Metazoa; Arthropoda; Insecta; Coleoptera; Chrysomelidae
Source: the annotation of a GenBank genome assembly